AUGACGAAGAACAACACUGUCACCGUCCCAUCCGCGAAGCUUUCUCCUACGAUUCCAAGACACAAUGGCGAGAUUGUAUACCUUCUGGUAGGGAACAAUGUCUUGAAUGCUGUCACAUUGUACGAGAAGCUGCUGAAGAGCGACUCGCCUGUUCUUCGCGAAGCACUGAAGCUUGCUCACGAGGAGCGUCGGAAUGCACUUGCAGUAAGGUUAUUGGGCUCCAAGUUGAACCUGACAAUAUCGCUUCCCAACGAUGACCACCACAUUGUCCAACGCUGGGCCACCUGGCACAAUGACCACCGCGCCGCCCUUGAUGAGGAAGAUCAGAACCUGCUGUCGAGAAUGUUCCUUUUCGGAGAGAGCAUAGGAGGCGUCGACUUCUGUCAGGCAAUUUUGAAGAGAAUGGCCGCUCGGGCGAAGUCCGGCUGCAUCUCGGAUGCCGAGACCGUCUUUAUGGUGUACGAACGAACCGCCGCCGGCUCUCUGAUCCGGCAAUUCUUGGUGGAUGCGUGGGUAGCGAGGGCCCCAUCGUCCUGGCUGGAGAAUACCGGAGACGGGGUGAGGCAUCAAGAAUUCAAUCAGCAACUCAUUUUAGCCCUCGCGCGGAGAUGUCGUGGACUCUCCCGCUGGCGAGAUUGGUUGCUGGGCUUGUCGUCGCUCCUGAUCUGUUUUUUGUUCGUGCAGCUUUGCCUACAUUGGACUGGUCUAGGACGCAUUCCCCCAUGGCCCGUCAGAACUAUCUCAGUGCAGCCCGAAGAAGUCGCCUCGCUGUGGUCUCGUAUUUUUCCGCGAUGA
Messenger RNA from Ramularia collo-cygni, 795 nucleotides. RefSeq lists its product as uncharacterized. The transcript is spliced from 2 exons. Bases 1 to 795 code for a protein of 264 amino acids. Lineage: Eukaryota; Fungi; Ascomycota; Dothideomycetes; Mycosphaerellales; Mycosphaerellaceae. The record is from RefSeq and is a predicted model, not a curated record.